This is a messenger RNA of Dermatophagoides pteronyssinus (European house dust mite), 1278 nucleotides long. RefSeq names its product very long chain fatty acid elongase 7-like. Lineage: Eukaryota; Metazoa; Arthropoda; Arachnida; Sarcoptiformes; Pyroglyphidae. Gene Ontology annotation, cellular component: endoplasmic reticulum membrane. Gene Ontology annotation, biological process: fatty acid elongation, saturated fatty acid; fatty acid elongation, monounsaturated fatty acid; fatty acid elongation, polyunsaturated fatty acid. The record is from RefSeq and is a predicted model, not a curated record. Gene Ontology annotation, molecular function: fatty acid elongase activity.
UCUUGUGUAAAAUGGAUCUCGAUUCAGUUAUUUUCCUAUAAAAAGUGAGACAAAAAUAAACUUUUUUUCAUCUGUCAUUUAUCAUUGAAUUUUUUGGUUCUGAUUUUUUUCAGUUAUUAUUAGUUUCUUUAUUUUGAGUUGUGACAAUAAAACAGCAAAAAAAUCAUUUAAAAUUUUUCCUGUUGUUGAAUUUUGUAUAAAUUUCCUUGUUCAAAAUUGUUUUUAUAUUGAUUUGUAAUCUUUAACCGUUAUCGACUACUAUUUUAUUUGAAAUUUGCUCAACGAAAUGGCACAUUUGCUCAAUACUUGUUGGUAUUAUUGUCAUCAAUAUUGGAUCGAUAUUCAAGAUCCACGUACAGCCGAUUAUCCAAUGGUUGGCGGUGGUGCAUGGAAAAUUGUCUUGGUUAUCUUAACUUAUUGGCUAUUAGUGAAAAAAAUUCUUCCAUAUUAUAUGCAAAAUCGCGCACCGUAUGAUCUAAAAAUUAUUAUUGUCAUCUAUAAUUCGAUAAUGGUCAUCUCUAAUGCGACAUUCUUUUUUAUGUUAUUAAAUUAUGUUGAUGGUCGAUUAUUUUUUGAUUUCAAAUAUCCUGAUCGCAAUGACCGUAGUCCGAAGACAAUGACAAUGCUUUGGCUUGCAUGGUUUGGUUAUUUAUCAAGAUUUUUUGACAUGUUUGAUACGAUAUUCUUUGCUUUGCGAAAAAAAUAUAAUCAAAUAACAUUUCUUCAUGUAUAUCAUCAUAUGAUUGUACCGUUUUUGGGUAAGAUUCUUCAUUAUGUUAAAAUAUUCUUGAUACUUUAUUGCUCUUUGAAUAUUCAUUUAGGCUGGUUUUCAUUCAAAUUAAAUCCAAUAAUACCGAUUAUUAUGAUGUUUGCAGCUUUUAACACCGUUAUUCAUGUGAUAAUGUAUUCAUAUUAUGCGUUAGCAGCGUUUGGACCAAAAAUGCAAAAAUAUUUAUGGUGGAAAAAAUAUAUCACACAAUUACAAUUAUUACAAUUUUUGAUCUGUGGCCUUUAUGGAAUAAUAUUAUAUUUUCGUCAAACGGGCUAUCCAAUGACAUGGUUUGUCAUUGCCGUUGGACAAAAUCCAAUAUUUUUCUACAUGUUUUAUGAUUUUUAUCGACGAUCAUAUCGAAAUGAAUCAAAACAAUUGAAUAAAAAUGAUAAAUCCAUGAUCACUAAUGAUAAUGGUAAAAAAAGUUUAUGAGAAAAACAACUCAUAACAAAUUUUAUAGAUACCUUGAUUAAUAAAUUUUAAAUUAUAUAUGUAUUUUUUCAAAU